AUGAAUGUGCCCAACUCGCAAUCUUAUGCCGAGCACGACGGGAGCGUUCUCGGUCUCGCAUCGAAUCAAGUCAGCCGCUUCCUUGCCCAGUUCCGCAGUCCACCUCUUGCAGGGGCUGCGAAUGAUAAGUGCACCAGGUGUGAGACGGUACUUCUUUCUUCUCCCAUCUCGGCAUACGUAGUAACUCACGCCUCUCUCUUGAUGUGA
Messenger RNA from Laccaria bicolor S238N-H82, 207 nucleotides. RefSeq lists its product as uncharacterized. Bases 1 to 207 code for a protein of 68 amino acids. Lineage: Eukaryota; Fungi; Basidiomycota; Agaricomycetes; Agaricales; Hydnangiaceae. The record is from RefSeq and is a predicted model, not a curated record. The transcript is spliced from 2 exons.